GACGCCAUCUUGCUAGUUUGCGGCCGGACUUGGAAGUGGUGGUGGCGGUAGCCGUGGUGAGGGCGUGGAGAAGGGUGGAGUGAGUGGGCGAGGCCGCGACGAGGGCGGCAAGAUUCUCCUCCCCUUGGCCCUUCCGCUUGGGACGGCGUGGACGUGUUUUCGGAGGGAUGUCCGCCUUCUCUGAGGCGGCGCUGGAGAAGAAGCUGUCGGAGUUGAGCAACUCGCAGCAGAGCGUGCAGACCUUGUCCCUGUGGCUCAUCCAUCACCGCAAGCACUCGCGGCCCAUCGUCACUGUGUGGGAGCGGGAGCUACGGAAAGCCAAGCCCAACAGAAAGCUUACUUUUCUCUACCUAGCCAAUGAUGUCAUUCAAAACAGCAAAAGGAAGGGGCCAGAGUUUACAAAAGACUUUGCACCUGUUAUAGUGGAGGCUUUUAAGCAUGUUUCAAGUGAAACUGAUGAAAGUUGUAAGAAGCACCUUGGAAGAGUGUUAUCUAUUUGGGAAGAAAGAUCUGUUUAUGAAAAUGAUGUAUUAGACCAACUUAAGCAAGCUCUAUAUGGUGAUAAGAAGCCUAGGAAGCGAACUUAUGAACAGAUAAAAGCAGAUGAAAAUGAAAAUUGUUCCUCUCUGGGAUCUCCAAGUGAACCACCACAGACUUUAGAUCUUGUUAGAGCAUUACAAGAUCUAGAAAAUGCAGCUUCAGGUGAUGCAGCGGUUCAUCAGAGGAUAGCUUCUUUGCCUGUUGAAGUCCAAGAAGUGUCCCUACUAGAUAAAAUAACAGAUAAAGAAUCUGGAGAACGGCUUUCUAAAAUGGUAGAGGAUGCUUGUAUGUUGCUGGCAGAUUACAAUGGCAGAUUGGCAGCAGAAAUAGAUGAUAGGAAGCAACUCACUCGAAUGUUAGCAGAUUUUCUUCGUUGUCAAAAGGAAGCCCUUGCAGAGAAAGAGCAUAAAUUGGAAGAAUACAAGCGCAAGUUAGCCAGAGUUUCCCUGGUGCGCAAAGAACUCAGGUCCCGGAUCCAGAGCCUGCCAGAUUUAUCUCGAUUGCCCAAUGUCACUGGCAGCCACAUGCAUCUGCCUUUUGCUGGGGACAUCUACAGUGAAGAUUGAUGACCAUUCUCUUCCUAGGGCCCAGGACUUUGCAAGAGAUGGAAACAGGUUAGGUGGAUAGUCCUGUAGUGUUAUUUUUGUAUACUGUUGGGAGAGUGAUACUAACAAAAGAAACAAGUAAUUUAUGAAAUUGUUUAAAAUGUUGGUUUGUUUACUAUUUUAUUAGUAAAUUAACAUGACUUAGUUUAAACAAAGUGAGGAUGUGUGUGUAUUAAUAAGCUCACAAAUAGUGAUUACUUUCAAGAGAUUUUUGUAAUUUUUUUUGAUCCAAGGCCUUGUGAAAAAUUCCAUGUUUCUAUUUCUUCAUGUAUUUUCAAUUGUUUUUCUUUAUUGUUUUCAGUAUCUAAUCACUGUAUACUAUCCAGUUACUGAAGAGGAAGAACUAAUCAGGAGUUGGUUGAGACUUUAUUAUGGUAUAGGUAGGACUUGAUUAUAGGAGAAACUAAAUGUUCCAACUUAAUCUUCACCUUUCUCCCCAACCCAAGUACUGGUUCUGUGCCUCUCCAUGCCUUCGAUUCCUAGUGGUCAGCAGUAUAACACUAAACAUGGGCAUCAACUGAAGGGUCGGAUCAGAGCCUAGAGAACUUUCCCCUGGUAGCAGUCCUUUCCAGCUGCCCAGUGUAGAGUAAACAAAUGUUAAAUAAGGACUCCUUUGAUUACACUGUUUAAAAUUAUUUGAGUCAAUUAAUAUGAAAAAGCUUUGGAAAUACUAUAAAUUUUGACACUCUACCAAGAGGAUAACUUUGGUUCUGGAACUGAUUUCUAUUUAACAAAUCAGUUUUUUAACAUAAUUGAUCCCUUUAAUUAAAAAACAUACAUAUAUGGAAUUAAAAGAAACAUACAAGAAUGACAGUUUUAUUCCCUAAACUAUAUAACUUUUAAAAAAUUGUAUUUUUAGCUCUAAUAGCUCUAGAACACAGUAAUCAUUACUGUUUAGUAAAGUAGACUGGAACAUUUUUGAUGUUUCUGUAGGAAUUUUGAGUGACUGUAUAUUUGGAAAUUAAGCAGUACUACACUACAGGGUAGAUCUGGUAAAUUUUAUAUUUGUACAUUUACAGAUGUAAAUACAAAGCAAAUGUACUUUUACCUUUUAUUUCUAACCUUGUGUGUUAGUGCAGUUGCAUGCUCUGCAGCUUUCUUUUUAAGUCACAUUGUUAAGCUGUGGAUUUGUCUUUAAUAAUGACUUAGAAUAAACAUUUUUCUUCAUUCAUUGCUUUACAUAUUAGACAUUUCUCAUUGUAAGCAGAUUCAAAUUAGAUAAUAAAACAUUUUUUAAAUCACAGAAGCCAAUUACAUUUCAUUACUCUGAAUGGCUUCACUCUGGGUUUUUUUUUUCAGUAUUAGAGAUUAUAGUUAAAAUAAAUUUACAUUGUUAAGGAAAAGGCAUACAUUUAUUAAUAGCUAGUAGUUAUAGAAACAGUGCUUUUACCAAUGUGACCUCUCCCCAAAACAGAAACAUAUAGUAGUCCCAGACCACAUAUGUCUUAUGUUCCAAAGUGUUUUAGACAACUUUUGGGAGUUAGGAUACAUUUUCUCACAGAAACAGCAGUAAUUGGGUUCCCUAUGCACACUACCACUAAAAGCUCACAUUGGAACCUAAUCCACUUAACUAUGGAUGUACUUAACUUACAAUAUGGUUGAUAAUUUUUCAUCAUAGACCCUGACGAAUAUUUAAUAACAUCACUCUAAGGAGAUUGUGUGCAGCAGCGAAACUGACACAUGGGGGUGCCUGCCUGCGCUGUAUACCUCUGUCCCUAGGUGUAGGAAAUAGAAGAAGAGAUUCAGCAGAGGGAAAGAGGACGUAACAAAUAUACAAUUAGAAAACCUGCUUAUAUCUAUUAUGAAAGUAUACUUAGGUUUUGUUGUUGCAAAUGUGAAAGCAAAAACUUCUAUGUUAAUUUAUUUUCCAUAUCUUGACCUUAUUUAUAAUCUGCUAAAGUGGUGAUUUACCCAUUCAAUAUAUAUUCAGUUGGGUAGCUCCCUAACUGAACAUAAACAGUAGUCUCUUCUAGAAGUCAUGUUCUCAGCCUUAUGAUAGUUAACUUAGGCCUUAGCAGUUAAUAGUCUUCCUUCUUAAAAGGUAGACUAAAUUUUCACAGAAAAUGGGGUUAGGUUGGGGGUACUACAAUACCAAAUUCUUAAAUCAUGAGCAUUUUCUUCACUGUGUACCUGAGGGAAAUCAUGCAGCUGAGUUGGUUUGGCCUGGUCCCUCAAGAGAAAAGCAUGUCACCAUAUUUGAAUGAGGGGUACUGUGCUUUGAAUGGAUACUAUCACUCUUUUCUCCAUGAACAGUGCAGAUUGCUGUCUGGAGCGCCAGUUUGAACAGAUUCCCUGGUGCUCCCUCUGCUCCUUCCAUCACUACAGCAAGUAAAAGAACCAUAUUGAGGAACUGGGAGUCUGAGAAAAUGAGUUGUGCUCAAUACCAACCUCCCUAUGAGGAAAACCGUUCCAUAUGCAGCUAUUUUGGUAUCUUUUCCACAUGUACUCUGAAUCAGGGUUUUUCUAUUAGAAAUCCUUCGGAAUCAGCAAAAGCUGGGAUGACCCAGUCACCUUGAUUUGCAAAUUAAAAGAACAAACCUAGGUUAUCAGUUUUCACUGUAAAGGAGAAGCUCAUCUCUUCACAGUAUAGUGUUGAACUGGUUCUGACACCUCUUUAGAGAGAAAAAUUCCAAGAGUAAAAGUUAAUUUUAGGGAAAGGUAGAUGGUUCUUUCUGAAUUUUUCAUUCUAAAAAUUUAUAUAAUAUGGAAUAACAUAAAGCUACUAAACUGCUUUGUAUGCUAUUAAGAAAUAGCUCCUCAAAAUGUAGUCAUGUUUCACAGAAGUUGUACUAUGUCAAAGCUUUUUAAAGUGUACUCCCAGUUCUCCUCUGUAUGGAAAAGGAACAUUGUGUUACUUAAUGAAUUUAUUUAUACAGAGAAUUUGUUGACAACUCUUAAUUCCAGCCAUCCACACUGUUGUGAGGUGGCAGUAGCACAUGGGAAGAUGAACUCUCCCUGUUUGUUUAUCCUUUUUUCUUUGGCUGUAUCUGAUGACAGUAUAAAUGUUCUUAAUAAAGUUCUAUGUUCUUUUUGAAGUUUCCUCA
Molecule: messenger RNA, 4189 nt
Organism: Heterocephalus glaber (naked mole-rat)
Lineage: Eukaryota; Metazoa; Chordata; Mammalia; Rodentia; Bathyergidae
Gene: Rprd1a
Product: regulation of nuclear pre-mRNA domain containing 1A
Biological process (GO): mRNA 3'-end processing
Molecular function (GO): RNA polymerase II C-terminal domain binding
Source: RefSeq, a predicted model, not a curated record